UCCCUCCCUCCCUCGCUCACAGUCCUAGCGCAGGCGUACAUAACGAUCCCUAAUGGGGAAAAGGAGGAGCUCGCGGGUUGCUGGGUGAACCGGGCGACGUCAGGGCCGGCGGUCCCGCUCUCGCGAUGGUUCAAUUCGCAGGAGAGGGUCGGCCCGCUAUUGUAGGCUGAGGGGGAGAGAGAGAGAACUCUGCGAGGGCCAGUAAGAAGCCGGUUUGAGGGAGGAAGUCCGCGCGCGCGAGGGGCUCCUCCGCCCGCCCCCUGAGGUCGCGAGCGGACGUUGCCUCUGCCCGAGAAGGGGAGGAGCCUCGGAGGAAGACCCCGCCCCCCACUAUGUGCCGCCGCCGCCGCCCCCUGCGGGACUAGCCGCGGCCGAGCGGCUCCGGGUGCCUCAGCUGCCCUGCCCGUUGGCGGAGAGCGUCGGCUCUGAAAGCGGGAGCCUCGCCGCUAUGAACCUGCACCAGGUGCUGACGGGGGCUGUCAACCCCGGGGACAACUGCUUCUCCGUGGGGAACGUCGGCGGGCAUCCCUUCACGGCAUAUGCAUCAGGAUGUGAUAUUGUGAUAUUGGGGACUGAUUUUGAAAGAUUACAAAUAAUUCCUGGAGCAAAACAUGGAAAUAUACAAGUGGGAUGUGUAGAUUGCUCUAUGCAACAAGGGAAGAUUGCAGCUUCUUAUGGGAAUGUCAUUUGUAUAUUUGAGCCAGUUCAACACCUAAAACAGAAGAGUAGUCAUCAUACUGGAUUACAUUAUCAGUGGCAGAAGUCAGAUCAAAUUUUACUGGAAGAUGCAGUGCAUAACUUAACAUGGGAUCCAACAGGCUCCCGUCUAUUGACGGCUUGCAGUUGUUUGCAACUUUGGUCCAAUGUCAAUUAUGAAAACCCAUCAGAAGAUGAAAAUCCUGAAAAAACAGAAGCACGGAAUUGGAGAAUCAUUUGGCAGUGCAAAACUGCUUCUGAAGUUCAGCUAAUGAAGUUUUCACCAGAUGGGGAAUUUUUUGCUACUGCAGGAAAGGAUGAUUGUCUUGUAAAGGUGUGGUAUAACACUGAUAGUUGGAAAUCAGCAGUCACACCUCCAGUUACAGCACCAGAAGCAAUCCCACAGGAAGUAGGCUUCUCAUUUAUUUACUUGGUUCAUCCUCGGUCUGUUAAUGGGUUCUCCUGGCGAAAGACAAGUAACUACAUGCCACGUGGUGCCGUAUGUAAUGUGCUGUUGACAUGCUGCAAAGAUAAUAUAUGCCGUCUCUGGGCAGAGACUUUGUUGCCAAAUGACAGUCUGUUAUAUGGAGGUGGAUACAACCAUUUGCCUGAACCUGUGAAGUCAACUAAUAACUUUAAGAGGAAUGCUUCUAGUAAAGAAAACAUGAAAAAUGCUUUAGAGUUAAAUCUAAAGCCCUUUCGACGAGGAAGAAGGAGGUCAAUAGCACUUGCACAUACUGGAUACUUGCCGCAUCAGCAAGACGCUCACGAAGUUCAUCGAAACACUCCGCUGCAAUCAAAUGCACUUUGCCACUUCCACAUUGCUGCCAGCAUCAACCCAGCUACAGACAUUCCUUUGCUCCCUUCCAUCAUGUCUCUGAGUCUUAAUGAAAAUGAAGAAAAGAGUGGGCCUUUUGUUGUACACUGGCUGAAUAAUAAAGAAUUGCAUUUUACCCUAUCAAUGGAAGUCUUUCUACAGCAACUAAAAAAGAGUUUUGAGCAUAUUUCUUCAGAGGUCAGCACUGAAGAGUCUAAUCAGACAGAGAUAAAAUCUGAUGAAGAAACCGAUGGCAAUAGAGAAGAUCAAAAAGGAAAUCAAGAACUUGCUGGUGAAAAACCAGCUCCAAAUUCAAGCUAUAUCCCCUUGUCAUCUUCUAUUGUUGAUCAUGAGAUUGAAGUACAGCUGUCUGAAUGGAAUAAAAAUGCAGACAUGUUGUUUAGUAUUCAUCCUAUGGAUGGGUCACUGUUAGUAUGGCAUGUAGAUUGGCUAGAUGAGUACCAGCCAGGCAUGUUUCGCCAAGUACAGGUGUCGUUUGUUUCGAGGAUUCCUGUGGCCUUCCCUACUGGUGAUGCAAAUUCGCUCUGCAAAAGUGUAGUGAUGUACGCUUGUACAAAGAAUGUGGAUCUUGCUCUUCAACAAGGCAAACAGAAACCAUCUAGCCUUGGGCGUUCCUGCUCAAUGUUAAUCUCUUCGGGCCAUAGUAAAUCAACCAACAGCUUAAAAUUAAGCAUCUUCACCCCAAAUGUUAUGAUGAUUUCCAAACAUGCAGAUGGGUCUCUAAACCAAUGGCUGGUCAGCUUUGCAGAGGAAUCUGCCUUUUCAGUUGUACUCAGUAUUUCCCACAAAUCAAGAUAUUGUGGUCAUCGCUUCCAUCUUAAUGACUUGGCUUGUCAUUCAGUACUUCCAUUGCUACUUACAACCUCUCAUCAUAACGCAAUAAGGACACCGGCUGUUGACAGCGUAAAAGAGUCGUGUGACGUCUCACCAUCGAGACUUCAUGAUGAAGGCACAGCAACCACAUCACAGGAUCUCACUGCUGUUUACAGUGAACUUAUCCUUUGGAGAGUUGAUCCAGUUGGGCCGUUAUCUUUUUCUGGUGGAGUUUCUGAGCUUGCAAGAAUUAAUUCUCUUCAUGUCUCUGCCUUUUCAAAUGUGGCAUGGCUGCCUACCCUUAUACCCAGUUAUUGCCUAGGUGCAUACUGUAAUUCACCAAGUGCUUGCUUUGUUGCAAGUGAUGGACAAUAUUUGAGACUGUAUCAAGCUAUAAUAGAUGCCAAAAAACUUCUCUGUGAGCUAUCGAAUCCAGGAAUUUCUAAAUACGUUGGUGAAGUUUUUAACAUCAUAAGUCAACAAUCCACAGCUAGACCAGGAUGCAUUGUAGAGUUGAAUUCCAUUACAGAGCUGCGUGGUGGGAAAAUGCAGCUACUUCACGUUUUUCAAGAAGAUUUCAUUUUGAAUAAUCAUGAAAAUAGACUGUCUGAGAAAAACACCAUGUUACCUGACUCUGGAUAUCAGAAAAGUGGGUUUUCUGAAAAGUUCUAUUUAAUAGUAAUUGAACAGACUCAGAACUGUUCAAUGUUACAUAUGUGGAAAUUACAUUUGAAGUCCAUACCGGUCUCAGUAGAUGAAAAAAUAGACUCCAAGGCAUGUGAAGCAGCGUCUCAAGAAGAGCUUUACACUUCUCCAGAUCAAGAGAAGCUCCAGUCUUCCUUCACUCAGAAAUAUCAAGCCUGCAAAGAGAACCUUCAAAGUACCAGCCAACUUACUCUUUCUUCAGAAAUUGUCUAUAGUCAAGAAUUGAAUUUACCAGAAGGAGUAGAGAUCAUAAGCAUCAAACCAUCAGCAGGUCACCUGAGUUCUUCUUCCAUUUAUCCUGUAUGUCGUGCACCUUAUCUUCUGGCAACUUUGUGCUCAGAUGGUAAGGUUAGGUUUUGGAGGUGCAGAUUAGCAGUGGAAUCAGGUGUGACGUCUGUAGCAGAGAGUAUUACGAACAGUGGCAUGUAUGUAUGGGAAGAAUGGCCAUUGCUAAUAGAAGAUGGACUUCUUAGCAGUAGUGCUCUUUUUGUGCCAGGCCAAGCUCUGGAAAUCAGCUGUGCACAUACAAAUCGCUUAGCUGUGGCAUAUAAGCGAACACCAACCGUAAACAGUCGUUCAUCUCAAGACUUUUUGGUGACGGUUGGAAUUUUUGAAUGCGAAUCUACAGGAGGCUCUUGUUGGAUCUUGGAACAAACACUUCACUUAGAUGAGCUAAACCCAACAUUCGACUCUUUGGGUGUUGACAGCAGUUCAGUGAUAGAUGGAAAUGAGAAUUUAAUACCUAGGACAAAUCAUAUGGUUCACCUAGACUGGAUGUCUAGAGAAGACGGCUCGCAUAUCCUAACAGUAGGCAUUGGGGCAAAGCUGUAUAUGUUUGGUCAGCUGUCUGGGAAGAUGCAAGAACAAAGCGGUAAGGAGAUGCUCGUACUGCCUGUGUGGGAAAAUGCUAAAACAUCAUGCUCUUCUAGAUUUAUAUUGCUAAGAUGCGUGGAUUUAGUUUCAUCAGUAGAAGGUUCACCACCUUUACCUGUUUCUUUAUCUUGGGUUCGUGAUGGCAUCCUCGUAGUUGGGAUGGAUUGUGAAAUGCAUGUUUAUUCUCAGUGGCAGCCCCCUACGAAGCAAGAACCAGUUACUCUAGACUCUUACAGUGGGAGUACACCAUCCAUAAUAAGCUUAAUGAAGCAAAGUCAGUCAUCUGGUGGUCACCCACCCAAGAGGACAUUGACCAGAUCCAUGACAAGUCUCGCUCAGAAACUGAGUGGGAAGCGAACUGCAUAUGAUCUGUCCCUGGAGAUGGAAGAUUCUGGCCUCUUUGAAGCAGCUCAUACAUUAUGUCCUACUUUACCUCAGUACCAUCCUCUGCAGCUUUUGGAACUCAUGGAUCUAGGGAAAGUGCGUAGAGCAAAAGCCAUCCUCUCUCAUCUUGUGAAAUGCAUUGCUGGAGAAGUUAUUGCCAUCGACGAUCCUGAGCAUGAAAAGCGGUACCGUUCUCUCUCAAUCUGUGCCAGUGGGAGCAGUACGCGGGACCCCAUGACAUUUAGCAAAUGUACUAUUACAGACUACACAGAAAUAGACUCUGUUCCACCACUACCUUUAUAUGCAUUGCUUGCCGCAGAUGAGGACUGCUCAUAUACAUCAUGUACAGAGAAGUCUAAUAACCAAAGAACCCUUAAGAAGCAAGAGGUGGCAGAUGAAAACUAUGACGAUCUCUUUCAGAAUUCCAAUCUACAUACGGAUGAUCUCACUAUGUUUGAAGUAGAUGAAGAAGAUAAAAAGCCAAAGGUUAUUGAUCUUUCUCAGUACAGUCCAACUUACUUUGGACCAGAGCAUGCUCAAGUUCUUUCGCGGCACUUGCUUCACGCUAGCUUACCUGGUCUCACCAGGAUGGAGCAGAUGUCUUUGAUGGCCUUGGUCGAUACAAUUGCCAUUACCAGCACUGAUAUAGGAGAAAGCAGAGACAAAAGCAAGGGAGGAGAAACACUUGAUGAAUGUGGUUUAAAGUUUCUUUUGGCUGUACGUCUUCACUCUUUUAUGACAACUUCGCUGCCACCUGCUCACAGAGCCCAGCUCCUUCACCAAGGCUUAUCUUCUAGUCAUUUUGCCUGGGCGUUUCAUUCAGUAGCAGGAGAAGAACUGCUAAACAUGCUUCCUGCAAUGCAAAAAGGUGAUCCAACAUGGUCAGAGCUCAGAGCUAUGGGUGUAGGAUGGUGGGUUCGAAAUACCCAUAGCUUACGGAGAUGCAUUGAGAAGGUCGCUAAAGCAGCCUUUCAAAGAAACAAUGACCCUUUAGAUGCGGCCAUUUUUUACCUUGCAAUGAAAAAGAAGGCUGUGAUUUGGGGAUUAUACAGAUCUCUAAACGACACUAAGAUGACGCAGUUCUUUGGACACAAUUUUACUGAAGACAGAUGGCGUAAAGCUGCAUUGAAGAAUGCCUUUUCACUGCUAGGCAAACAACGCUUUGAACAUUCUGCAGCGUUUUUCUUGUUGGCUGGUCACCUAAAAGAUGCCGUUGAGGUCUGCCUAGAGAAACUAAAUGAUAUUCAAUUGGCUCUUAUAAUAGCAAGACUUUAUGAGCCAGAGUUUGAAGUAUCUGGGACUUACAAAUCAGUUCUACAGAAGAGAAUUCUGGGAAGCAGACAUCAUACUAAAGAGAGUCCAUCAAGCACACAUGCUGAUCCUUUUCUUCGGAGUAUGGCUUAUUGGAUUUUGGAGGAUUAUAGCCAUGCUCUUGAUACUCUUAUAAGCCAACCCAUUUUGGAUGAGGAAGAUGAAGGCAAUGUGUCAAGAUGUAACCCUUCAGUGUUCAAUUUUUAUAAUUACCUGAGGACACAUCCUCUCUUGUUGAGACGCCAUUUUGGGUCUUCUGAUUUAUCUUCCACAAGGAUUUGUGUAACAGGAGAAAAUGGACUGGCAGAUGAAAUCAAUUUAAGGGAAAGAAGAUUGUUUUUUACAACUGCAUAUGCUCACUUAAAAGCUGGCUGUCCCAUGCUGGCUUUGGAAGUGUUAUCAAAGAUGCCCAAAGUGGUAAAAAAGUCAAAGCCUUUAGGAAGAACAUCUAGCUUAAUGGACACUAGUAAAGGCUGCUCACCCUCUUCUCCAGGACCACUGGAAUCAAAGGAUAACAAACCUUUCAGCAUUGACUGGUCACAACCUAUCGUCAAUGGUCUGGAAUCAUCUUCAGAUGGGUCUUCAGGUAAACAUUCAAAUUCUGCUCUUUUGUUUGACUGGAGUCAACCAAGCACAGUUUUCCAGGAUGAGCCUUUUGAGCUAAAGUGGGACAGUGACAAAGAUGAUGAAAGUGAAGACUGUAUUGUAAUGAAACCUUUGCAGAAGGAAGUGAGUGAGAAACCAAAUGAAGUUAGUUCUAGCUAUACAGAAACCUACAGUUCAGGUGCCGAAAAUGAGGUUUUCACUUCAUCAGAAGACAUCAUCUCUGCACAGCUGAAAUUUAGGGCAUGCUUGAAGAUCCUUACAGUGGAGCUUCGUACAUUAUCUACCGGCUAUGAAGUAGAUGGUGGAAAAUUAAGAUACCAGCUGUAUCACUGGCUUGAAAGAGAAGUGGUAGCUCUUCAGAAAACCUGUGACUAUAGUGUUGAAACAGAAGAUGUUCAGCCAGGAAUUAGCCCAGUAAUGGAUGAACCUUCAUCAAAUGAAAUGACCGAAGAACUAUCAGACACACAGCAAAAUACACAGCAGAGAGAAUACCUUCAAAGAAGACAGUGGCUUGUAAAAUAUCAAUCACUUUUGCGGAUGUUUCUAAGUUACUGUAUCCUUCAUGGAUCUCAUGGUGGAGGCUUGGCAUCUGUACGUAUGGAACUGAUUUUACUGCUUCAAGAAUCUCAGCAGGAACUGUUACUUCAUUCGCCUACUAAUACCGUAUCUGAGCAGAGUUCAAUACCGCUUCUGUUUGCCUGUACUGCAAGUGCCAAAACCGUGGUGGCCAAUCCUUUGCUGCAUCUUAGUAACCUGACUCAUGACAUACUACAUGCUAUAGUAAACCUUCAUGCGCCUCCCAGUCCAGAUGUACAAAAUAAUAAGAUCCAUGUAAUGCAUACGUUAGCUGCAUCUCUGUCAGCUUGCAUAUACCAGUCUCUCUGUGGUGGUCACAGCUACAGCUCAUUACAAGCAAACCAAUUCACUGGAACGGUUUACCAAACACUGCUGCUUUCUCACCGGCAUUCCUUAAGGACAGCAAGCUUAGAUGAAACAGUAACUCCCAAUACUGCACCAUCUCAGUGGCCAGGUAUAAUGGCUUUAAUACAGUUAUUAAAUCAUACCGGAGAAGAAGCGCAAUCUGGGAUCACAGUUUUGCUCUGUGAAAUUUUGACAGCAGUCUAUCUUAGCCUCUUCAUCCAUGGUCUCGCCACCCAUUCCAGCAAUGAGCUGUACAGAAUUGUGGCCCAUCCUCUUAAUGACAAAAUGUGGUUUGCUGUCUUUGGUGGAGGAGCAAAGAUUCCAAAGAAAGGCCAGGUGCAACAAACAUCAAAGAUGGGUAGGCACUUCCCUAUGCCUAGCCCACACCAGGUAGUAGUAUUCUCCAUGGAAUGUGUGGGGUUUACCAAAUCUCUAACAGCCAUCAGUACUCAUAGUCCUACCAAACCUACAGCCUCUUCUCCUCUAGAUGAUGGUGAGAAGCAACAGAAGUUUUUAAGAAUGUCAUCAAAAUCCUCUCUAAAAGAGACUUCACAGACUACUUUACCCUCAAUAGAACAAGAUGCCCCAAAUUACAAAGAGAAAUUUAUUCCUCCUGAACUUAGUAUCUGGGACUACUUCAUAGCAAAGCCAUUUCUUCCAUCAUCGCAAACUAGAAUUGAAUAUGACUCAGAGGAGAGUCAGGAAAGCAGCGAUGAUGAAGGUGAUGAUGAAUUCUCACCAGACUUAAAGAGUCAGGAACAUUCAAAUUCAAAUUCAUAUAGUUGGUCUCUGAUGCGGUUGGCUAUGGUUCAGCUUGUCCUCCAGAACUUGAAGACUUUCUACCCUAUGGCUGGGCAUGAUCUUUCAGAGCUACCAGUUAGUUCCCCACUGUGUCAUGCAGUACUAAAGAUACUUCAACGCUGGGAGCAAGUUCUUCUUAGGCGACUUGAGAUGCAUGGCGGCCCACCAGAAAACUUCAUUUCUGUUCAUACUUCUCAAGAUGCAUCCUCUUCAGGCCCUGCACUACUUCGCCACAAAGCCUUGCUAGAGCCAACAAACACCCCCUUCAAGUCUAAAAGUAAUAAUGCACUAUCUGUGAAGAGACUUUGGCAAUACCUCGUUAAACAAGAAAUGGUCCAGGAAACCUUUAUCAGAAACAUAUUUUCAAAGAAAAGGUGCUUGAAUGAGUCAAUAGAAGACCAAAACGAACAUAUCAAAAGUACUUCAGGGGAGGAGCCUGGAAUCAAUAAGAUAGAGACUGAUAUGGGAUACCCUGGAAGUAAAGCUAGAAUUAUCCAUAAAGAGUCUGACAUUAUCACUGCUUUUGCUGUCAACAAGGCCAACAGGAAUUGUAUUGCAAUAGCUUCAAGUCAUGAUGUUCAAGAACUAGAUGUUUCUGGAAUUCUUGCUACACAGAUCUACACUUGGGUUGAUGAUGAUGUAGAAGUGGAAGCUAAAGGAGCUGAUGAUUUCUUGGUUAUCCACGCUCGUGAUGACUUGGGAAACAUUCAGGGAACUACUCCUUAUACUCACAGCAAUCCUGGCACUCCAAUCAACAUGCCUUGGCUUGGUAGUACUCAGACUGGCAGAGGUGCUGCUGUGGAAUAUUCCAAUAAUUUUAAUGGAAUCAGAAAGGAAUUGGCAAGGAAAGAGAUGAUCAAGAAGGCUAUCAAUAAUGUUCGAAGAAUGGCUUCCCACCCAACACUACCUUACUAUUUGACAGGUGCUCAGGAUGGCAGUGUGAGAAUGUUUGAGUGGGGCCAUUCUCAGCAAAUUACAUGUUUCCGGUCUGGUGGCAACUCCAGGAUUACACGGAUGAGAUUCAAUUAUCAAGGCAAUAAGUUUGGGAUCGUUGAUGGUGAUGGGUUUAUAAGUCUGUAUCAAACAAACUGGAAAACGUCUCUACUUAAUGGAAGCACACCCAAACCAUAUUUGACAUGGCAGUGCCAUAACAAAACAGCCAGUGACUUCGUUUUCAUCAGCUCUUCAUCUUUGAUAGCCACAGCUGGGCAGUCCACUGACAACAGAAAUAUUUGUCUGUGGGAUACUCUGGUUGCACAUUCUAGUAGCUUAGUGCAUGCCUUUACUUGUCAUGAUACUGGAGCAACUGUCUUAGCAUAUGCCCCCAAACACCAGCUAUUAAUAUCAGGUGGCAGAAAAGGCUAUACCUGUUUAAUAGAUCUUCGGCAAAAGCAACAACGACAAUUUUUCCAGAGUCAUGAUUCUCCAAUUAAAGCAAUUGCUGUGGAUCCUACAGAAGAAUAUUUUGUCACAGGAUCUGCUGAAGGAAACAUAAAGGUAUGGAGUCUAUCUAACUUUGGUCUUCUUCACACUUUCAUCAAUGAACAUUCUCGACAGUCUAUUUUCAGAAAUCUUGGGACAGGUGUCAUGCAGAUUGAGACAGGACCAGCAAAUCACAUAUUCUCAUGUGGAGCUGAUGGGACAGUAAAGAUGAGAAUCUUGCCAGAUCGAUUUAGCUCACUCAGUGAAGUAUUGAAAAGUGAUGUGAAAUUCAUGCUCUAGUAUGGUGUUAAUACUGAAAUAUAUUUUAUAAGUGGGUAACAAUUGUAUGUAAAGUAUGUUGAUGAUUGUACAGAUAACACCACAAUAACAUUUUUCGAUGUUUAUAUUUAUUUCUUGGCGCUUCAGUCCUCGAUGCACUGAUGCCUUAAAGAUUUAAUAAGUUCCUUCUGGUUUUGCCUAAACCAUAUGCGAUCAUUCAGUAAAUGUUUAAAAUAUGUAUGUUGCUGAAGUUUUUUAUGUAUGUUGCUGUGUUUUUAAUUUGUAGGUGAACGUGGUCUUUUUUCAUUUAUUCUUCUCUAAAGACCCAUACCAUAAGGAAGCCUUAUGAUGUUAGCCUGAUAAAUACAACUAUCUGUUGCCAAAUUCCUCCUCCUAGCUAGCUAUGAGUAUGGGUUGUAGUUGUCUAAAAUAAGCACCUCUUGAGAGUUGAGCCACCGCUGCUACCUAAUCCCUGGAAUCCAAGUUGAUCAUUGUUGCAAUUUGAACUCUGUAUGCAGAGCUAAGAAUUGAAGGAUAGACUUUGUGUCGGAACUUUCCAUGCUUGAACGGCUGCUAUCAGGAUGGCAGUCUUUUCCUUAAACCAAGAGACAUACAGAAUAUAUAUUUUUAUCUAAGCCCUGUUUAAAAAUAUGCAAAUAUUAUGUGAUUAUUCUCUCUCAUAAAACUGUUUAAGAAUUAUAUUUAAAGAAAACAAUACAUGAACCUUUAGUGUUGAUGAAAUGAACCAUAGGAAUGUGCUGCAUAGGAUACUGAAUGCGAAUUGUUCUUUUGUAAAACGCUGAGUGUUUCAGGAAAUAGACAAAUAAUGCUAUUUACUCCUUCUGGUGAAUUUGUUUUCAUUUAGCCCAAAGAUGCUGUUUUCUCCCCAGCACUUAGAUCAUAGUGUUUACCUUGUAACUGCCUUUCUGAAGCAAAUUUAGAAAAUACUGCAAAAGAAAAUGACUAAUCUGGGGUAUGAAAUAUACUAUAGAUUUAUAAUGGGGGAAAUCAAAGUAUAUUGAAAUAAGAUUUUCACGUUUCUUUUGCCAAAAUGUAAAAAGUGUAUACACUAACUGUUUUGACCAAAAUAUAGAAAUGCACAAAGCCUUCAACGUUUUCUAUGUGCUAAAACAACUAUUCUGGGUUAUUUCAUUUUAGAAGUGUAGAAAAGUAUGUAAACUAGAUAAGAGACUGGUUACUCAAAUGCAAAUAAUAUACUUUUUGCUAUAAUAUUGGGGGUGGGAACAGUGUCAAUACAAUGCUAAUUGUAAAAAAAAAAAUGUCUGGGAAUGGAUGCUGUAAAUAAAACAAAAAUGAAGGGCUUGUAUAAUGAAUUUUGUAAUAUUCUCAGGACACAUACUUUAACAUUUUAAUUUUAAUAUUUUGUAACAUUUUAUAUGAUUUUAAAUGUAAUUUUUUGCAGAUUUCUGUGCAAGGAGCAAAGGGGUGGUUUCUAAGCACUUAGCCUGCAUUUAAAUUUGUGCAAUAACAUAUAUGCUACUAUUGUAGAGAAGAAAUGCACAGUGGGCAUUUCAAAGAACUAGCACAGUUGUUUGAUACAUUGAAUUUUAAUCAUUUUUCCUCUGAAAUUCCCGUGAAUCAAUUGAUGUUUUAAGACACAAUGAUCAGGCCAUGGGGUGACUUGGUGACAAUAGCUCUAUCAUGUGCCAUGAAGCAGUCACAUGACUGGAAGGCAUGCCUUUUAAUACCCUACUUAUGAAGGAAGUAGCACCAGCAAAUAAGUGCUUGGAGUGGCCUGUAGAGUGGCCUAUGUCCCUUAUGGGGCUUCUAUAAAGUCAUCAACAAGGAUGAUACAUGCUAGGGUUAUGGAAAGUUAUGCUUAUGCUGGACAGAAAGCCUGCACAACUAUUUUGGAGCAGAUCAUGAGUUUGAGUGCUGUGACGGUUAUAUUUCAUGUAUGUAUUAAAGCAUUUCCUCUUUAAACACUGUCGCCCUUCACAUUUUAAUUCAAAAGACAAAGUUGGGGAAAUGAUUUCAACGUUAAAGAGACAAACCCUAAUUUUCCAGUUUCUGAGUUUUAUAUUUGAAUCACAAAGGCAGCCAAGCAUACUGAAAAUUUACAGUUCAGGGUACCAGCAGUUAAGACUUUUUAAAAAUAAAUAAAUAAAUUUAAGAUGGAAAUUUA
Molecule: messenger RNA, 11795 nt
Organism: Podarcis muralis (Common wall lizard)
Lineage: Eukaryota; Metazoa; Chordata; Lepidosauria; Squamata; Lacertidae
Source: RefSeq, a predicted model, not a curated record